This is a messenger RNA of Hymenoscyphus albidus, 253 nucleotides long. The record is from the annotation of a GenBank genome assembly. Lineage: Eukaryota; Fungi; Ascomycota; Leotiomycetes; Helotiales; Helotiaceae.
AUGGCGGCGGAACAAACACAGGUAAGUCAAAGACUGGUGGUCCCUAAAGGCAGCUCCGAAUCGAAGGAUUCUAAAAUAGUGUCCCAAAGCAGGAGGAAAUCAACCAAAUAGUCCCCAAGCUGGCAGUCCGCAACCGAGAAGCCCUCAUCCAGGCAGUCCUCGAGUUCUCAGUCCUCAGCCAGGCAAUGCUCAACCAACCAACUCGAAAGCCGGUGGCAAUUCACAAGUGGUUCCAAUGGUACCUAAAGUGUAG